GUGCUGGCUGGGAGUUUGACAGUAGAGGCAGCGAGCUGGAAGCUCUGUCUAGUGGGAGGGAUAGAGAGAGGCAGCGUGAUUUUCUUACCUUGGUGUACAGCAGCUUGAAUUAAAGUAACGUAGCAGCCGGGGACCUUUCUGACGGAUGAAUCUCAUUCUUAAAGAUGAUAAACGCUCCGAUUUUCUUUUAAGGGGAAUGAAAUCGUAACACACCAGCGAUAUAACGCGUUCUACAAACGGAGAGCACAGCGGUCGUGGAGAGACAGAGGGAGGAUGGGCUCUGUGGGAGCUGAGAGACGGAAGGGAGGCACGCCUGCCAUGACUCCAGAUGAGAACGUGGUGAUGAGUUUCAGCUUCGAGAGCUACCAGCUGGAGGAAGAGGACAGCCUGGCCAAAGACAUCCCUGACAAGGGGAUCCUCACCUUCACUGAACCUGCUUUUGAAGACCCUGAGCCAGAAGACCGGUACCAUGGGAUCUACUUUGCAAUGCUUCUCGCCGGAGUGGGGUUCCUGCUGCCAUAUAAUAGCUUUAUCACUGACGUAGACUACUUGCAUCAUAAAUUCCAAGGAACUUCUAUCGUAUUUGAUAUGAGUCUCACUUAUAUCCUGGUGGCCCUGGUGGCUGUGAUACUGAACAAUGCCUUGGUGGAGAUGCUAAGCCUGCACACCAGAAUAACUGUAGGUUAUCUCUUUGCCCUCGGACCCCUCCUGUUCGUGAGUUACUUUGACGUUUGGUUGGAGAAGUUCACGGUGAAGCAGGCCUACGCAGUUAACCUGCUGGCGGUGGGGGUGGUAGCUUUUGGGUGCACAGUUCAGCAGUCCAGUUUCUAUGGCUACACAGGGAUGCUGCCCAAGCGCUACACUCAAGGGGUGAUGACUGGUGAGAGCACUGCUGGGGUGAUUAUAUCUCUGAGCCGCAUCUUCACAAAGUUGCUGAUCUCCGACGAGAAGAUAAACACCAUGACCUUCUUCUGCAUUUCAAUCGCUAUGGAGCUCUUGUGCUUCAUACUCCACCUGCUCGUGAGGAGGACCCAUUUCGUGGACUACUACACCAGUCGCUCAAAACAAGGGAUCGCAGAUGUCAGGGGUCACACAGACCCAGGGACAGGCUACCUAGUCCACCAUGACGUCAUUACAGAGGAAGUAAGAUUUAACGGUCCGGUGGGAAUCUCACCCACCGAAGUUGGAACGGAGGUGGAUCUGGCCGGCGGUGGUUCGUACGUGAGAUUCGAUGUUCCCAAGCCGAAAAUAAAGAGGAGUUGGCCUAGUUUCAGGGACAUGGUCCUGCACCGAUACAUUGUGGCCCGCGUUAUUUGGGCCUACAUGCUCUCCAUAGGUAUGACUUACUUCAUCACACUCUGCCUGUUUCCUGGCCUUGAAUCAGAGAUCCGGAACUACACUCUGGGGGAGUGGCUGCCCAUCCUGAUCAUGGCUAUUUUCAACAUGUCGGACUUCGUCGGCAAGAUCCUGGCAGCUUUGCCCUAUGACUGGAACGGGACCCGCCUGCUCCUGUGCUCCUGUGUGCGAGUGGUCUUCAUCCCCCUCUUCAUCAUGUGUGUGUACCCCAACGGGAAGCCAGCCCUUAGCCACCCGGCCUGGCCCUGCAUCUUCUCCCUCCUCAUGGGCAUCAGCAACGGAUACUUUGGGAGCGUGCCUAUGAUACUGGCGGCUGGGAAGGUCAGCCCAGAGCAGCGAGAGCUGGCAGGCAACACCAUGACAGUUUCCUACAUGACUGGCCUGAUGCUGGGAUCUGCCGUUGCCUAUGUUGCCUACAGCCUCACCAGCACCGCGAAUGGCAGCUGCUUCCACACUGAAACCAUCAAUGGCUCUUUCACCUCAGGAUACUGAGCGUGCAGAACAUCCCUCCCCUGAUAACAUCAGCCAUUAACAUUGACCGCAGUGUAUUACUAGGACUGAGAAGUACAAAGGCUAGUGUAGAUAAUAAUAAACACAGAAGGUUGGUUCAGAAGCUGGCGUUUGGUUGGAUUAAAACCAACGUGAACCUUUAAAAAAAGAAAAAAUUGAGUUUUGAGUCCUGCUUGUGCUUUGUUGUGCUGCCAUUGCCUGGCCUUGUUGUUAUGCGCUGUGGUACGUGGUGAUGUCAUUCUCCAUUUCAUGUUGCCUGGAAACCAGGAAGUCACUCUUUGUGUAGUGUGUGCGCAGUGACAUUACCACUUAUAAUGUGGCAUCAUGCUGCCUUGAUAUUUUGAUUUCAAGUUUUGGAUACUAGUCAGAGUUUUGCUGAUAAUUCAGCAACACGAAAGCUAGCUGUGUACUCAGCAGAAGUUGAGAUUGAAUGUUUAACAGCUGCCUCAGAGAUACAAAUGGAAAAUUAAUUGUUUUUACCACCUGCAACCAUUUUGCUUCUGGAGACUCCAAAUCUGCAGCAAACCUCCUGAAUUAAAACAAAUGGGCAAAAAUAAAUCCUCAAAAAUCCCUACGCCAAUGUGAAAUUGAAUAUUGUGGUUUUCCUAGUUUGAGACAUAAUGAAAAUGAUUACACCCUUUUUUGCAUGCAAUUUACAAGGGGAAGGUACAGAUAAAAAAACCGGUAUGGAACAGGGCACAUGUUCUGAAACACAGAGCAUAUAUUUGUUAUACAUUUCCCUGCUUCCUUUAGCGUCAGAAACUAUUGAAACUAACACAUUUUAAACUGUGUUGCAGCAGAAAUACAGAAGAAAAAAGAUGAUAAAAAUGCAUGACCAGGUCAGGUUCAGGAACUUACAAUAGACCAGUUCCCAUGUUUUCUGGUUCCCCAGUCUGCCUCUACACUUUACAUUGUGUGAAUCAUCGUUAAGCCAGUCAGAAAGAAAUGAAGGACAGCCUGGGGUCUGUGGCUUCAGGAAGGCUGAUAUACAGCAGGCUGUGUGGUCCAGUGGUUAAUGAAAAGGGCUUGUAACCAGGCGGUCCCCGGUUCAAAUCCCAACUCACUCUGCAACCCUGAGCGUCACUUAACCUCCUUGUGCUCCGUCUUUUGAGUGAGACGUUGUUGUAAGUGAUUCUGCAGCUGAUGCAUAGUUCACACAAACUAGUCUCUGCAAGUCACCUUGGAUAAAGGCGUCUGCUAAAUAAACUAAUAAUAAUAAUAUAGACCAGGCUUUAAAAAAGGGAGAGGGUAAAGGUUGAACAGAAUAAGACUGGUGCAUUAGCCAGGUGAGCAGUACGGUAGCUUUUCAGAUUGGAUGCUGUGCAGCAUACCUUUCAAGGCUGGCCGGCAGUGGAUGAGAAAUAUUGAAACCAGCAGCAAUUCAACGUCCCUGGAAAGUAAAGAUCUGGUGGUACCACAUCAGGAGACAUCAGCUCCAGAGUUAGAAACUGAGCCGUCAUUCUUGUUUGUAAUAUGUUAUUCCCCUUUCAAAUGCGCUAGCACAUUGCUUCCAGUCUCCAUGCCUCUCGUAAACUUUCCGUUUAGCUGUGAUGUUUUUAUAAUAUCCGGGUUGUGCGGGCUGAAAAGACCGUGUCCACGGUUCUUUGUAAAAUGUGGAAUUAAAUCACGCUUCAUGGAAGUAAGAAGUAAUGAUGCUGCCAGUCUUUUUAAUACCUCUCAAGGACAGCUGCUUUGAAUACUCUCCAAACCUUAAUAACAUCAGUACUAGGUUAAACAGAUUCAUUCUGCAAGGUUCAUUACAGUAAAUUGAAGUGUGACGGAGUGGGCUCACCAAUUUAUAUAAAAUGUUGCGUUCUAAAAGAAUUAGUGUAAUUACAUUGAGUUCAGCCGGGACUUGCCUUGAGUUAAAUAGGGUGUUGCUCUCAUCAGAGCUCUUUCCAGAGAGAUUGGACUGAGAUUUAUAAAUCUGUGCAUGACAAAGGCAUUCCUGUAACUGUAAAUUACACUAAUCAAAGAGCUGGAUUCAUUCAGGGUCCCCCAAGCUGGAAUUUAGCAUGCCCUGAAGAUGAUUCAUGCCCUCCUCUCUGCUUGCACCCCAAUACAGUCUAACAUGGUAGAUUUGCACUUUACCAUGCUUGCAUCCUAUGCUUAUACUGUGCAUUAAACUCUGUUUUAUUGUGUGUUGUAACAAUGCUCACUACCUCACUGUGAUUCCACAUGCUUUUGCUAUGCUUUGUAAUUCUUAUGCUACAGUACACUUUUAUCAGUUAAAAUAGGUAAAAACACAUUAAUUCUUGUCAUGGCCACUACUGAUGGAAUGGCAUAUGUAACCCAUAAGCCUAUAGAUAGGUGAAGCUCUACAGUAAAAUAGUUACAGUUAAGCUGGGAACUGUUUUAUUUUUAAUUUAUUAAUUACAGUAAUAUAAUCCACAUGUCUUAUUUUAGGGGGGGCAGUUUUUUCUUUUUGUCCUGUGGCUUGCUCAUGACAGAUGAACUGUAAAUGUAAAUACAAACCCAAAUAUUUUUCCUUCUGCCAAACUAUACUUUUCAAGUACCAAUCUGUAUCAUGGAAAAAACACACAUUGUAACUUCCUGAGGUGAGUCUUGCUGACUGGCAAAUGAGUGAUGGGCGGUCGAUAGGUUAGCACUGGCUUUGAGCUCCUGGGCAAACACAGACGUCAGUGUUUGUGAAAUACCUUCCUGUAGUUUAAAUAAGCACAUUUACUUUAGAAUGUAUUCCUGGUUAAAAAAUGAAGCCUGGUCAUUUUGAUUUGUGUUCACAGGUCAGUUCCCAGCGGACAGCAGCUUGCCCUGUAUGUGUUGUCUUGUUUUGUCAGCUUUAUUUUGCCAUGUUUAUUUAUUUAUUUUAUUUUAUAUUGCUAAAUGAAAUUAAAUGGUUUUGUAUUGCUCGUACAGGUACAUCUGUAAAGGCG
Molecule: messenger RNA, 4760 nt
Organism: Acipenser ruthenus (sterlet)
Lineage: Eukaryota; Metazoa; Chordata; Actinopteri; Acipenseriformes; Acipenseridae
Gene: slc29a4b
Product: asolute carrier family 29 member 4b
Exons: 11
Coding region: 274-1848 (524 amino acids)
Biological process (GO): nucleoside transmembrane transport
Cellular component (GO): plasma membrane
Molecular function (GO): nucleoside transmembrane transporter activity; monoamine transmembrane transporter activity
Source: RefSeq, a predicted model, not a curated record